AUGACCAAUAUGAUCAAACAAACUAUUAGCUUAUUUUUAUUGUUGCCUUUAAUUGCAACAUCUUUUGGUAUUGAACCAGCUGAAAUAAGAUCUCUUGAUAACGCAAAUGUUCAUGGAAAAAGAAAUAUAUUAGAUGAUGAAAGUAUUGCUGUUUUUCCAUAUGAAAUUUUUUAUGAACCUGUUUUAUCAUAUGAUAAAAGAUCAUCAAGUCCAUUAGUUAGAUUUGGAAAAAGAUCUUCUGAUUUAAAAGAUGGAUCUUUAAUUACUAGAGAAUUAAGAGCAAGUAUGAUUGAUUCUCCACUUGUAAGAUUUGGAAAACGUUCCCCAUCAGGACCAUUAGUACGAUUUGGUAGAUCACCUGCUGUACCAUUAGUAAGAUUUGGACGUUCUUUAUCAGGACCAUUAGUAAGAUUUGGUAAAAGAAAUUUUGAAAAUUUGGAUUCACAAUAUGAUAAACGUUCAGGAAUGUCACCAUUGAUAAGAUUUGGACGUGCAUCAGCAGGACCUUUAGUAAGAUUUGGAAAAAGAUCUGUCACAGAGGAGGAUGAGUUUAUGGCUGAUACCAUGGAAAAUUAA
Molecule: messenger RNA, 576 nt
Organism: Strongyloides ratti
Lineage: Eukaryota; Metazoa; Nematoda; Chromadorea; Rhabditida; Strongyloididae
Exons: 3
Coding region: 1-576 (191 amino acids)
Biological process (GO): neuropeptide signaling pathway
Source: RefSeq, a predicted model, not a curated record